Messenger RNA from Chaetomium strumarium, 1272 nucleotides. RefSeq names its product IGR protein motif-domain-containing protein. The record is from RefSeq and is a predicted model, not a curated record. Bases 336 to 1043 code for a protein of 235 amino acids. The transcript has a single exon. Lineage: Eukaryota; Fungi; Ascomycota; Sordariomycetes; Sordariales; Chaetomiaceae. Gene Ontology annotation, cellular component: mitochondrion.
GCCGCUGCAGCCUUGCCGCCCCGCAGAUGAACGAUUUCGCUCCAAUGAUUCAUCAACCUAGAUGGGACAUCGAACGCUCGGACCCUUUCUCGGCCCCCAGCUCCGGAAAUUCUACGGAAGCGCGUCUGAAAACUUUCCACUUGUCAGCCCGUUUCGGACGAGAGCUAGGAAGGCGUUGACGGUUGCUGACUUGUCAUGAUACCCGGCCACAAUCCGUUGCAAAAGGCACUUCUUCGAUAGGUAAGCUUCGGUACUGCCGGCGCCCAUGAAUACUCCUAGCCACUCGCCCAUCAAUUGCCCAACCAUUACCGUCGCUGACCGCCCUCGCAGCACGAAUGAAGUCCUUCAGGAUACAGCCUGUUCUGGGGCUGUUAUUCCGACCCUGCGCCGCUCCCUCAGUCACCGCCCCCGGGCUCAGGGCGCAAGCAAGAUGGGCGCAUAAAAGCGCACAACCCCAGUUUCCCCUAGUCCCGGCGCCGAUCCCCUUCGUUCCCGAUGUCGAGACCUUCCUCACCCUUAUCGGCCGCGGCCUGAAACAACAUGCGUCCAAGUUCCCUACGUGGGACGCCCUUUUCACCUUGACAUCCGACCAACUCAGAGAACUCGGCGUAGAACCGCCAAGGACGAGGAAAUAUUUGCUGCGGUGGAGGCAGAGGUUUAGGGAGGGCAAGUUCGGCAUUGGUGGCGAUUUGAAGUACGUCGAUAACGGCGCCGCCGAGUUGAGGAUUUUGGAAACAGACAAGAGCCCGCUGAUCCGCCUGAGGCACGUUGUCAACGUUCCCCCAGGCAAGAAGGUCGAGGAGGUGUCUCCCUCCGAUAUGGUCCGGGUGAGCGGCUUCAAAGUUCAAGGGGUUCGCACGAUUGUCGGCCCAUACGCACUGCCCUUGAGGGGAGGCGGUGCUCGGCUUGCGGUGACAGAGGGCAUGUGGGAGGACAGGAGAGGACACAAGGUGGAUGGUGGUGAGCGGAGACGGGACGAGAUCAGGUUCAAGAGGAGGGUGGCCGAGCGGAAGGCGCUCCGAGAAGCGCAGGGCUACUAUUAGUGGCCCUUUACAGCUUGGCCGCCACAUGUAUCAUGAGCUUUGUGCUUACUAGCUGCCAGUUGCGGCAGAGGUGCAAUGCAUGUAGAAUCUGUACACUAUGGAUUUUGGCGUCUUCAAGAUUUGGAGCUCUCGCAUGUCGCACGUUCGCCGGCGAAGGUACGGCUCUGUUUCUGCACGGCAUGCAUACGACCGCUUCAACUAAAGCAAAUCAAUAUCAUUCCGAUUGGUC